AUGCGAUGGCCUAGAAAAGACACUAUUUCAAUCCACCAUCGUGCCUCCACUCGGCAGAAUUCGCCAACAUCAAGACACUCCCAAUCAAUCCGAAACUCGCUUGAAAAUACCGUCUACACCACAUCCGCGCGGUUUUCGUCUAAAAUACCAACUCCAACUGGAAUAGCCACACGGUCAUCAAAACCACAAACGCCACUUUGCCUUCGCCGAGCGGCUCAAAAACUAGCCGCCUGUCACCGAGGAAUAGACGUCCAUCAGGAAGUAUGUCAACCAGUGGGAAAACGAGUGUUACUGGCUCUAAUAACGGCAGCAAGAAACCUCGGAGAAAUUGAAUGCUGUACCGACCGCAACGACGAAAGUACAGCCGCAGUUGAAGCAGCUCAUCUUUACAAAGGCGGACAGAAUUUGAAUCAACAGAUCUAUUGUGUUCAGACGCAAAGCCCAAGCGGGAGAAGAAGGACAAAGAAUUUCAUGCAAAAAGGCUCUUUUGGUCAAGUGUUAAAGUGUCUUGAUCGUAAGACUGGCGAACAUGUCGCAGUAAAGAUUAUCAGAAACAAGAAGAGGUUCCAUUGUCAGGCCUUGGUAAAGGUCAAGAUUCUAGAGUCUCUUGCUCGAUGGGAUCCAGACGAUAACCAUAACAAUUGGUACUUCAGAAACCAUCUCUGUAUUGCAUUUACAGAAUUAGAUGAAGUAUCCGCUGACGUGACUUCAAGAGAGCUUUGUUACGGAUUUUCACAUAUAAAAUCAUUGUUAGAAACACAUCUAAUGGAUCCGAACAUUUUCGUAGACGAUGAGAAUAAUGUUCCUCUUCAGUUUUCGCAUCACGAUGUUGAAAUAUUGAUGGACGAUGAACAAGCACAAAACGUAUAUAUUUUUACACUUCCAUACAAAGUCUUCGGCGAAGACUUAGUUUGGGAUAUGCUUAUAAUGACAGUGAU
Messenger RNA from Paraglomus brasilianum, 938 nucleotides. The record is from the annotation of a GenBank genome assembly. NCBI's taxonomy places the organism in Eukaryota, Fungi, Glomeromycota, Glomeromycetes, Paraglomerales, Paraglomeraceae.